Molecule: messenger RNA, 981 nt
Organism: Penicillium canariense
Lineage: Eukaryota; Fungi; Ascomycota; Eurotiomycetes; Eurotiales; Aspergillaceae
Gene: pmeA
Product: putative pectin methylesterase
Exons: 3
Coding region: 1-981 (326 amino acids)
Biological process (GO): cell wall modification
Molecular function (GO): pectinesterase activity
Source: RefSeq, a predicted model, not a curated record
AUGCUGCCAACAACCUUCCUCCUCUCAGCACCUGUGUUCGCCGCUGGUGUGAUUAGUGCACCAGCCGAGCUGACUCGUCGCACAAGCAGGACCAGCGCACCAUCGGGCUGUCUCACUGUUGGCUCCGGCGGGACAUAUUCGACCAUUGGGGAUGCACUUGACGCAUUGGGCUCAUCUACUUCAUCGGCAUGCAUCUAUGUUGCCAGCGGCACGUACACAGAGCAGCUCACGAUCAACUAUGCCGGUGCUUUGACCCUGUAUGGACAGACCGCGGAUACGGGAACGUAUAAGGAUAACACGGUGACUAUCACGCACACAAUUUCGUCGGCAGACGCGGGCAGUCUGGAUAAGAGCGCUACUGUCAACGUGGUCUCUGACGGGUUCACCAUGUACAACAUCAAUGUCGCGAAUGGAUAUGGACAGGGCGCGCAGGCUGUUGCACUUGUUGGAAACGCCGACCGGCUCGGUUUCUACGGUUGUCAAUUCACUGGGUACCAAGAUACUCUGUACGCCAAGUCAGGAACCCAGUACUACUCUAACUGCAUGAUCGAAGGGGCUGUGGACUACAUCUUUGGCGACGCCUCUGCUUGGUUUGGCGAAUGCGACAUUGUGUCCAAUGGUGGGGGCGCAAUAACCGCCAACUCGCGUGAGGAAUCCUCAGACACAAGCUGGUACGCUAUCGACAACUGCAACAUCAAACCCGCAUCCGGCAUGGACCUGGAUAGCGAGGUGUAUCUUGGUCGGCCCUGGCGCGUACUUGCACGGGUGAUCUACCAGAACUCGGAGCUGGGGAGCCUUAUUAAUGCGAAGGGGUGGACGACGAUGGCGGACGGGGCCACGCCGUUGUAUUAUGAAUAUAACAAUUCGGGGGAUGGGUCGGAUACCGCGGAACGGGAGUAUGAGACUUCUAUUUCGGCGGGUGUGACGAAGACGACGGUGUUGGGGAGUGAUUAUAAGGAUUGGAUUGAUUCGAGUUGGUAG